AUGUGUCCUUCCAGAAGGUACGGAGGAGUGGGGGCGGGCAAGAAGAGAGAGGAGCCGUUGCGGCCGGCGUUCGAGGUCCUGGACAUGGACGGCGACGGGAGGAUCGGGAGAGACGACCUCAAGAAGUUUUACUUCGCCGCCAGCGAAGCGGCGGCGACGGCGACGGAGGAAUGGGUCGAAGAGGAGGAGGUGAUCAUCCGCUCGAUGAUCGCCGCCGCUGACGCAGAUCGCGAUGGCUUCGUGGCAUUCGAGGAGUUCGAGCGGGUGCUCCUGCGGCGCCGCCGCGGAGACGGUGGAUACGGCGGCGGAGUGAUGGAAGAGGCGUUCCGGGAGAUGGAUCGCGACGGCGACGGGAAGGUAGGGUUCGAGGACCUGCGGGGAUUCAUGGAAGGGGCGGGACUCGAGGCCUCCGAUGACGAAAUCUUGGCGAUGAUCGCCGUCGCGGGAAGAAGCGGUGGAGUUCGAUUUGAUGACCUGUUGAAGAUCUUGGCCGUCGAUCUCGCCUGA
Spirodela intermedia is the source of this 507-nucleotide messenger RNA. The record is from the annotation of a GenBank genome assembly. Lineage: Eukaryota; Viridiplantae; Streptophyta; Magnoliopsida; Alismatales; Araceae.